Molecule: messenger RNA, 9001 nt
Organism: Eriocheir sinensis (Chinese mitten crab)
Lineage: Eukaryota; Metazoa; Arthropoda; Malacostraca; Decapoda; Varunidae
Exons: 4
Coding region: 1053-6587 (1844 amino acids)
Biological process (GO): regulation of transcription by RNA polymerase II
Cellular component (GO): nucleus
Molecular function (GO): DNA-binding transcription activator activity, RNA polymerase II-specific; RNA polymerase II cis-regulatory region sequence-specific DNA binding
Source: RefSeq, a predicted model, not a curated record
GUGGCUUGGGUAGCAUCGGGGAAUGACCCUUUGGAUAAAUCUUCUUUGUCUACUUCUUGGCGUUUCUCUAAUUUAUCCGAGCCUGUCCGUCCGUGUCUCCUCGUUAAUUUGCUUGUCUGUCCUUCCCUGCUUGUGUGUGUGUCGGUCUGUGUGCGUGUCUGUGCGUGUGCGUGUGUGUGUGAGCGUCCUGUGUGGCUCCCCUCCCCCUUCCUGUGGCUCUGUCCCCCAUGGCUGCCCGGCGCCCUCUGUGUGCCUGGGGGUGUGUGCCCGGCCCCCUGUGGCUGUGGCAGGCUGUGUGGAAGGACUUGUGGUUCGUCAUCAUCUGAGAGGAGGAUUCUGUGCUAAGAUGGGACCCAACAGGCAGAGGAGACCAUGCCGUCCCCAGCAAUGGAUGGACACUGCCGGCAGACUGGCUGACGUGUGAGACCAGUGUGCCAGCCUGCAGGAGUGCCAGCCACCCACUGAGCCAAGAUUAGUCAGCUGGCCUUUCCUCCCAAGACCCGGGGUCCUGACAUCACAACUUUUCAGUUCUCAUUUCUGAAAGAUCUGCAACAACACUGAACUAUUAGUAUGAUCUCCCAGAUGUCUUGCCCUUUGUUCCACUCAUAAGUCACAAAAUCUCAGAAUACUCAUAGGGUUUAGCAGACUUUGGUGAAGACUCGUCACAUACAGUUCUUGGUUACAUGUUAUGAGACAACAUGUCCAGCUCUACAGUGUCCACAUAUCAACAUGACAAAGAUUGGUGUUAUCUAAGCAGCAGUACUUUCUGGUCAUAUUAUAAUUCCUUUGCUUUUGUUACCUAACUCUUUAUCAUCCAUUACUUACAUACAGUAUCUUUAUUUGUUUCCAAAGUGUUUAUUGAUGUUAGCUCCAUAAUGUUUCUCAGCAUUAUUUCCUUUGUCAUACAAAAAGGGAACUGAAAGAAACAUUGAAGGGCUGGAAAGCCUUUUCCUGCUUUUACCUUGACUGUUGUUAUAGCUCUCCAAAAUUACACUUGUUCUGUAGUGAAUAUCAUCCAACUUGUGAACUGAGGCACGUAGGAGACCGUGAGGAUGAAGGGAGAGUGUGAAGGACGAGAGCUGGCUCCUGGGGCACCAGUGAGAGUCGGGGCGGGACUUGUCCCUCAGCACAACAGGGAAGAUGCCUCGGGGAGGAUAGAAGCAGGAGUCAAAAGUUUGAACCAAGACGGUGGCACAAGAAACUUUCUGAUGCCGGCUGUGGUGGGAGGAAACCAAGGCAACGGCACCAGGGGCUUCACUGUGGCAGAGCUCACCAAGGUGGAGAGUGCCGCUCCACCCUUGGGAAGCCUGCAGAUACCAAGUGUCAAAGAUGGUGCCAUCGGGAGCUAUAGCGUGCCAUCCUUCGGGCAGGACUGCCAAGGAAGAGCCAUGGCAAACCUGGCUGAGACCAGUGUCCAAGGGUGGAGUGGGAACAGGGCCACAGGGGCCUUUCCCAGGUUUCCUGGGUUUAUUGGGGAAGGUCAAGGGUACUCUGGUGCCUUAGAUCUGACAAGAGUGAGCCAUGACAUCACCUCAGGGAGCCUGCAUAUGGCAGGUGAUAAGAAAGAAGGACAGGGCGGUAACAUUAAGACGUUGAAUAUGGCGCAGCAAAAGGGAGAGAGCCAUAAUAGUAUUAAAGUUCCACCCACACAAGCUAGUGUGACUGGAAGUAGCAGUGCGAUAAGUACCAAGAGAGAAACCCUAAAGAGUGCAGCUGAAAGAAAUUGUACGGCACCUUCCAAGAGACUGAACCAGGAUGGUGGUGGCAUGAAGCCCCUUGAGGCCGUCAUAAAGAGGCUGAAGCAGGAUGCUUGUGUUGCUGUCAAUACUACCAGUGCUGUGGACACCAAAAGAGUUACUGAAAAUAGUUCUUUGGCUUCAGAAAAUUUGGCAGCUGUCAAGAGAAACAGUCUAGAUGAUGCUUCAGGGAUAACAGGAGUGACUGAUGUCAAGAGAAUGAGGCCAGACACUGCCACAGACACAGCCAAUGUGACACCCGGGGCGAGAGAGAGCCAGAGCAGUGUCAAAGAAACAGUAAACUGUGAAAACUUGAAGAAUCUGAGUCAGGACGCCCCCACAGGUGCUGAGGGUGGAGAAGCUGUAGAGACACAAGGGCAGAACAGCAUCUCAUCAACAGCAGAUGACAGAACAAUAAAUCACAUGAAUCUGAGUCAGGACAGACCCACAAGUGCUGAAGGUAAAGAAGCUACUGAAGCAAAAGGGCAGAACAGCGUCUCAGCAACAGAUGACAAAACAAUAAAUCACAUGAAUCUGAGUCAGGAUGGACCCACAAGUGGUGAAGGUGGAGCGUCAGAAGGGCAGAACAGUGUCUCGGCAGCAGAAGACGUCAAAAAAACAGAUCAGUGUGUUGGCACAGGGUUGGCACAAAUGGAAACCGCAAAGGUAGAGAAGCAAAUCAGUGCCAUAAACAGUAAGGAAGACUCUGAGGUGAAAGAUUGCAUAGAGGAUAACACUAUAAAGCCAUCAACACUGCCUGUGCUGCAAGAAAAAGGGACUGGUACUUCAGAAAGCUUGAACGUCCCCCCUGCAGAAAUGUCAAGCCAAGUACAACCCUCCGAGAGCCCGCCAGUACCAGACAAAGAAAAGGAAACACCCGAAACCCUUGAUGGAGGUGCAGGGGACACAACCACCCUUGCUGGAGGUGCAGGGGACACAACCACCCUUGCUGGAGGUGCAGGGGACACAACCACCCUUGCUGGAGGUGCAGGGGACACAACAACCCUUGCUGGAGGUGCAGGGGACACAACCACCCUUGCUGGAGGUGCAGGGGACACAACCACCCUUGCUGGAGGUGCAGGGGACACAACAACCCUUGCUGGAGGUGCAGGGGACACAACAACUCUUGCUGGAGGUGCAGCAGAGCCUUGCAUCAAGAGCAAGACACAAGACACUCCUGCAGGAGAGCCAAGCAUAGCUGUCAAAGAAGAGGAACAGAAGGAAGAUACUGACAAAGGAAAACUUGUAGAACCCAAGCAGGAGUCGGAGGAAAAGAGGAAGAGUAAUCAAGAAAACUCCACACAAGAGGAUGGUGAGGCUGUGGGCAAGGAGGGUCUGGCGGGUGGUGGCGAGGGCAAGGGGCCGGUGAGUGACCCCUCCAGGCCCCCGGCACCCAAACCCGAGAUGGUGAGCACAGAGACGCAGUGUGAUGCCAGUGGCAUGGGAUCAUACCCGUCGGGCGAGGAUGAGUACGCCUUUAUCAGUGAUGAAGGGGUGCCGGGGGAGUGCCUCGGGGCGUGUGAGCCCGGCAGGAAGCCCUACAAGUGCUGCAAGUGUGACACCUCUUUCCGAACACCCUAUGAACUGUCUCGCCACAGCCGCGUGCACAGUGGGGAGCGGCCGUUCCAGUGCCGCCUGUGUCACCGCUGCUUCAAGAGGAAGGACCACGUGGAGGUGCACAUGCGGCGCCAUGUGGAGGACCGCCGCCACAUCUGUGGUCUGUGUGGCGUCUGCUUUGUGACUUCUUCCUGCCUCCUGCGGCACCAGCGCCGCACCCACCAGGCACCCGGCCCCAAGGUGCCCGGUGAAGGGGAGGAAGGGGAGCUGGAUGGGGAUGCAGGAGACCCAAAGGGGGACAGUAAGGACCAGCCACCGUCCAGGGAUGCCCAGCGCAAUGGCCGGCGCAACAAGAAGAAUAAGCCGGACACGACGUACCGGCCGGGAGGCAAAACCGUGUGUAUCAUCAAGAAACGUAACCUGCGGCAGAGGAGUUACUCCUUCGUGGAACUUGAGGAUGACGUGGAGUGCUUCGAGAGUGACGAGGAAGACCGCAUCCCCUUCCUCAAGGUGCAGGAGCAGCGGCAAGAGGAGGAGAAAGAAGAGUAUGGGGGACAGUCUGGCCAGCUGGAUCACAGCCUCUUUCCUGGCAGCUUGUUCAGCUCUGAUGGCUCCCUGGGACACCUCCUCCUGCUGGGGGAGGUGAGCCGCCUUCUGUCCCACUCGUUGAUCCCUGGGUCUCUGGAGGUGCCUGACAUCCAGGCUAACAAUGGGCCUGAGGUGGAGCGACCCUGGGUGCCGGAGGCAAAUGAAAAUGAAGCAGACUCUGACGACUCUGACUGUGAUCCCCCGCUGGUGGCCUGCGACGUCACCUUCAUGGAGGGGGAGGGGGAGGUGACGGGCCUCUCACAGCCAGAUGACAACCCUCCAGCAGAGGAGGCAAUGCCCCACACAGAGGAACACAAGCCAACACCCCUGAAUGGCCCCUGCCAAGCAACACUCAAAGGUGAGCCAUGCCAGGCAACACCCGGGGCCAAGGAGGGCCAGGGAGCCCUCCACCCACCACCACCACCACCAGGUGAGGGCAGGAUGGCCAGACCUCAAUCUUGCACUGGCCCCCCUCCCUCACCAGCCACCUCGGGGAAGACGGCAGCCUCAACCGCCAACAAGUCGCCAGGAACGGGUGUUGGUGCCAUGGGGGUGCCACGCACUGCCUGGGUGGUGCCCACCAACAACACCAAGGGGAAGAACACCUGCGAUGCGUGCCGCAGGAGGAAUGAGGCAAACCGGCUGGCCCAGAUGGAGAAGGAGCGCCAGACCCAGGCGGCUCAGGAAGCCCAGGAGGCCCCCAAGCCGGUGGAUAUUAAGACAGACGAACCAGAAGGACCUCUUAAAGAAUGCCCAGCCAAAGCCGAGACCAAGAACCCUCCUGCAGCUCCACCCUCAGCCAAGCCCUCAGCCAAGCCCUCAGCCAAGCCCUCAGCCAAACCCUCAGCCCCGCCUCCCUCCAAGCCUCAGAAACCCCGGCCAGCAGCAAGCAAGCGUGGCAGGAAGUCCAGCAGCGCCAAGAAAAGACGGCAAAGCAAGACUGCGGCCAUGGCUGAGAGGGCCGCUGCAGCAGCAGCAGCCCAGCGCCCUCACAAGUGCCACCUGUGUCCCUUCACAUUCAGGUCAGCGACUGAGCUGAAGCGCCACGCCAGCACCCACAGCGGGGAGAGGCCCUUCCUAUGUGAGCUUUGUGGUGCUGGCUUUGUGCGUAAGUGCCACCUGCAGCUACACGUGAGGCGGCACAGCGGGGAGCGCCGCCACGCCUGCCCGGAGUGCCGAAUGCGCUUCUUCACGCCCUCAGACCUGGCCCGGCACCAGGCCAUCCACCAGGUCGGGGAGAAGCCUCUGGAGUGCCACCUGUGCCACCUCACCUUCCGCCGCGCCUUCCACCUGGAGCGUCACAUUCGCCGUCACAAUGAUGCCGCGCCCUUUGCCUGUAAGCUCUGUGGUGCAUUCUUCAGCUCGGCAGCGGCACUGAGGAGCCACGACAAGCACCACCGCACGCCCGGCCCCCACGCCUGCCCCGACUGCACCGCUGCGUUCACCACUGCCACCGCCCUCUCCCGCCACCGCCGUGUCCACUCUGUCCGCCACGACCGCCUCCUGAGGGCUAUCGAGCGUCAUGCCACCGCCAAGUCCAGCUACGAGUGUGUCUCCUCCGAGGGGUCCCCGCUGUCUCUGGUGAUACGCAAGGUGGCCAGCACCACAGGAGCUUCAGGGGAGGGGGGCACUGCACCAGCCAAGGGGACUUCUGACAUGUCCUCAGAGCCAGCACAAGGAGGAGAGGAAGGGGAGGGGAGGAAGGCAGACGGUUCUACUCUCUGUGCGAACGGGGAAAGAAAGGAGGGUGAAAAAAGUGCCUCUAGUCACGCCAUCACAGCCACUGAAAGUGAGGGACAGUCAGAAGGAGGUGAAAACAUCUCCUCCGGCUCCCCUUCCACCAAUAAAGAAAAUCCCUCCAUCACAGAACAAAUGAAAAGAGAAAGUAAAAAUCUUACCUCAACGCCUCUCAGCUCUGCCAAGGCAAAAGAAGAAUCUCAAAACCUCAACUCCAUCCUCUCUACCUUAGAAAAAAUAAACAAGGAUAGUGAAAAAAUUGCCUACACAGAGAAAGUGGAAAGUGAAAAAGUCACCUCCACGGCCUCUGCACCCAGCAAGGGGCUAAGGGCCAAGGGGGAGACGAACGGUGGCAGAUUGACCAAAGAAACCUCAGCUGCCGAGGACGACCCAUAUGUCUUCAAACUCACUGCCGCAGAGAGUCAAGUUGAAAUCAAAAGUGGCAAAAGUAACACAAAGAGAAAUAAGAAAAAUUAUGAAGAAUCAUAUAAGUUCUCCAGCACAAACCGUGGCAAGGAAACCUCCAGUAAAAGCCUGUCCAGCGUCCACACCACAGACAGGGACACGGAGCACAUAGCAGCAUCAGGAAACAAAGCAAUAAACAGGGAAAUGGAACACCUAGAGGGACCAGGGAACCUAACCCCCUGUGGCCCCACCAAGAGGGAAGAAAAGGUCUCCAGUGAGGAGCUGGAAGGUCGGCCUGAGUGUGGCCUCUCUGCCAUGAGCCAAGGAGGGCAAGAGGCUGAGAGAGGAGGUGGCUGCAGCCUCUUGGGCCCCACCAGGAGGGAAACAGAUGAUGUCAAAGAAAUCCACUGCAGGACCACUUACCAUCUGAGUGCUCCAGGUGAAGACCCGGGGAGCAUCCUGCACCGUGGCUCAGGAUGCACCGGUGAGCAGGAGGGCAGCAGGAGCAGCCCGCAGGAUGGACAGACUGGCAGCGUGCGGGAGGGGGUGGCCACCACCAGCUAGCUGCAGAAUGAGAUGAAGCGUAGAUAAAUACAGUAUUCAGGCUACAAAGAGAAAUCUUCUGAGCUUGACCCAAUAUUUUUGUCCCAUAUAAGACUUAAGUUUCAGACAUUUGAGGUAAAAAUGGAGACCAGUGUAAAUUAGGUAUAUAGCUGUGAGGGUUUGGGUACCCACCUUCAUUACCAGAAUCUUUAGGUGUGGGGGGAAGCUCCACCUUACCUCUGUCUUGCUAGUGACACCACAGCUGAAAUAGUUAGUGCAUCGUACACGUGCAGCCUCAAAGAACUCUCCCUCCCACUCAGCGCCGGUGAGUGCAACAAAGUGCAAAGGUAGACAGUUAUCGGAGAGCAACCAGUGAUGUGCAAAGAUGGUGUUGGCUAAGGACACUUACUUGCUGUUUAGUAGUUUACAGUGUGAGCAAUGAGAAGACUGUGAUAAGUUAGAUUUUAUUGUUGACUGAUAAUACAAAUUAUUACAAAUUGUCUAUCAUAAGGAGAAGUUUAGCAAAACUAUAUUGAGUAUACCUAUUGGCAUUACUUUAAGGAACUGAAUUUUGGCAAUAUAUGAAAUGUGGAUUGCCAAUGAAAUUUAAAAUUGUUGUUCAAGUAGAGACAAUCUAUAUUUUUUGGAAAACCUUGUUCUAACAGAAAGGGAUGCAACAGAGAUCAGGUUCUUGGAGAAAUUCAACAGCCGUCUCACUUGAAUUUAUCCAUGCAAAGAUUAUGUGAUGAUUCAGUGACCCAACUUAUUCAAGUCACAGUGUGCCUCUCAUACUCAGUACAGUCAGUGUUAGAAUCUGGUUUUCCUGCAUGCCGUAACAAAGAGAUGCCAUACUAGCUAACCGAUAUAGCACUGAAGAGUAGACGAAUACGUGUAGAGUGUGAGCAACAUGGUACAGGAGGUGAUGCAAUUUGGUGAGUGUCUCAGCCCGUGGUGGACAUUUUAACCUGAGAAUCUCCUUCCCAGAUCACUAUAUUUAAGGUCGGUAGCAGCCCCUUGAUCAGGCAGCUGACUACUGCCUGCUGGAGUGGGCUGUCUCAUUAGCCGUAGGUAUGUUGGGUAUUUUAUAAACAAAUUCACCCCAGCAUUAUGUUACAUGAAAGCUUGACACACUGUUGCAGUGAAAACAAAGCUAUGCAGGAGUUUCUUUUAAAUAUUUCUACAUUUAUUUGUACACACACUUGCAAGAACCAUAGCUGCUUGCAGUGUUUUGUUGGGGUCGUGCAGCUCUGUGCCCAGUGCUUGUAGUGAGUUGUAGGCAGCUCGUAGGCUUUGUACCGCUGUUGUAGAACCCACAGGAACCUGCAGAUGUAGUUGUGUGUAGUGUAGUCAAGUAACACUUUAUUCUCAGCUUACAGCGCAAAACUAAUGUGUCUUUCACCGCAUAGCUUGGAGUGAGUGUCGACUGAGUGAGUGAGUGAGUGAGUGCGUGCGUGCAUGUGAGCGUAGCUAGGGUGGAGGGGCUGGGUGUGUCCUCGGGUAGCGAUACACUGAUAGUACCUGACUGUGACGCGCAUGAGCUGUCAGCCAGACAACUUCACUGGGAGUUAGACUGUCACUGUGUCCUCCCCAGGUUGUGUUGCUGUUGUCCUUCUUUCUCUCAUUUCCUCUUGUACUCACUUUUUGUUGAAUGACAGAAUUAUAUUAAAAAAAAUUGCAUGGUAAAUUUGUUUUAUAUAUUGAAUAGUUUUAUAAGAGAAUUAUCAAAGCCAUUGUUGAUAACUGAAAGGAUAUUUAUAUUUUAUUUACUUUUAUAUAGUUAAUGAAUUUUGUAUUUGCACUUCUAUUAUACAGUCAGAGACAAAAUAUGGAGCAACAUUGAAUUGGAUAUUUGAGUCUAGUGCAAUUGAAAGAGUUGUUCAAUUAUUGCAUUUCUUUCUUCAUUCAGUGCUUAUAUAUAUUACACCCUUACACACACACACACAUACAUACAUACAUACAUACAUUCAUUAGAUCUUUAACUUCACAUGUCAGAAGAUAAUUGAUGUAGUCUUCACCUUCUUAACACACACAUACAUACAUACAUUCAUUAGAUCUUGAACCACACACAUCAGAAGAUAAUUGAUGAACAGUCUUCACCUCCUUAACAUAUACAUACAUACGUACGUACAUACAUUCAUUAGAUCCUGAACCACACGUCGGAGGAUAAUUGAUGUACAGUAUUCACCUUCUACAGUAUUGUCAUGUUCCCAGGUUAUCAUUCCAAAUCAAGAUGUUCUCACACCAGCUGUUCACAUUAGUUGCUGUGUCCGUCUGUCCUCCCCUGAGCGGCCGGCCUCGGCGCCCCUCCUUGGCUGCCCUGUAGUGUAGAGGCCAACCUUAUGGGCAUUGAUUUGCAAACGUUUUGUUAAGAGCCACCUCUAGUGAACCAGUGUGCUUCGUGCUGUGUAGCGGUGACAUAAACAGUAUCAUUGUUA